AACGUCCAUUCCACACACACACAGUCUCUCCCUCGUACGCACACGCCGACAAAGGGGGAGGGUGGGGAAUCAACCCGCUACUUACGGUGGACGCAGCUCAAUUCGGUCCCCUCUCCGGGAAAGAAUAGCGCAUCCCGAAGAGAAGAUCAAUCCUUCUUCCCUUCACGUCUUGAUUUCUUGCUUCGGCAAACGAUCUGGAUAAUUAGGGUUCCGAUUUGGAGGGGAAAAGGUGGUUGCUUGUCGCCCCCUUUUCCCGAGAAGCGAGGACGCGAUGAGGAAGGGGGCUUGUAUUCUUCUCGUCGCACUUCUCUCCGUGGUCCUCCGCGGCGUGGAUCGAUGCGCGGCCGCAGUAGAGGUCGACACAAACGCGACUGGUACCAACAUCCUAGUUGCAAAUUCUGUCACAACUAAGGCAGGUCGUCCUCGGUUAAACAAUGCUGGUGAAGAGAGGAAGAGUGCUGAAUUGGGCAAACGACCCUUACAUGAAACCAAGAAACCUCAUGAUACGGACACAAAGGGGAGUUCAAAUGAGACGAGAGAUAAGCCAUUGGAGGUGCCAAAAAUAAAGGAUGCCAAUGGAAACCAGAGUUUGGAGAGUGGAUCAAAUCCCAAGACGCCACCCCUGGAGGAUUCCCCUGUGGAAGGCUGUGAUCCAUCCAAUAGAUGCAUUGACGAGAAGAACAAGUUUGUUGCUUGCCUGAGAGUACCUGGUAAAGAUUCUCUAUAUCUUUCACUUCUGAUAGAGAAUAGAGGGACAAAAGCCCUUGAUGUUAAAAUAGUUGCUCCUGAUUUUGUCAACCUGGAAAGAACUUCAGUUAAGCUUCAAGCAAAGCGAAAUGAGGAGGUGAAGGUUUUUGUCAAGGAUGGUGCAAAUGACACGACAAUUAUUUUGAACGCAGACGAUGGUAAUUGCCGCCUCAAUUUGCGGAAUAUGAUCCCAACAUCUGUCAGGGGCGAAACAUCCAGAUACCUCAGUUUUCUUGCUCGAACUUUAUCCGUCAGCAUGUUUCUCGGUGUAGUUGUUUUGGUCACUGCUGCUUGGUUAUGCAUCAGAUUAUGGCGGACAUAUGGCAAAAGUAUUCCCAGCUACCAGAAGGUCGAUAUGGUGCUGCCCGUUUCAACAGGAGGAAGCAAGGAAACUGAUGAGGCUGACGGCUGGGAUAACAGUUGGGGAGAUGAUUGGGAUGAUGAAGCACCAAAAACUCCACAACUUGUUUCAACUCCAUCAUCUAAAGGUCUUGCUUCAAGGAGAUUAAACAAAGAUGGUUGGAAAGAUUAAUUUAGCUGUGCAGAAUCCAGAUCCAGAAUGAAACAAGGUUGAUUAUUCCAUGGUGUCAUGUGCCAAAUGGUGUACAGUGCUGUCUCUUUUUCCAGAAUACUAGUUUUCUGUCAUUACAUGGCGCAAGAAUGUACUAUCAGGAAGAUAUGCAGUAGGUUCACAGAACUGUGUGCUUAUGAUAUCAUCCUGGUUUUUUGAAUCAAAGAGCACAGCACCUUUUCAUGGCCAGAAAGUUUUCCAAUUCAUCAAUAUCAAGAACUUUGCUGGAAAAAUUCAAAUAUCUUUCCUUUCUCAGCUUUU
Molecule: messenger RNA, 1579 nt
Organism: Musa acuminata subsp. malaccensis (wild Malaysian banana)
Lineage: Eukaryota; Viridiplantae; Streptophyta; Magnoliopsida; Zingiberales; Musaceae
Source: RefSeq, a predicted model, not a curated record